Thermothelomyces thermophilus ATCC 42464 is the source of this 1503-nucleotide messenger RNA. RefSeq lists its product as uncharacterized. Bases 1 to 1503 code for a protein of 500 amino acids. The record is from RefSeq and is a predicted model, not a curated record. NCBI's taxonomy places the organism in Eukaryota, Fungi, Ascomycota, Sordariomycetes, Sordariales, Chaetomiaceae. The transcript has 5 exons.
AUGGCACGAGUUCUCUCUGUUGGAGUGCUGGCUACGGUGCUUGCACCAGCCAUUGGCGACGGCCAUGCCUCGGCUCAGUCCACCGGCGGAUGCACGACGAAUUCGUUCACUACCCCAAGUUGGCUGGUCGACAACCUCGAGCUCCAGAGAGCGGCGAACCAGACUGUUGCCUCGUUCAACGCCCUCAAUCGAGCCACCGAUGUCUCGCUGGAGCUGGAAUGCUCAUCGAGUAGUAGUCCAACGGCCGGAGGAUGGCAGAGCUGCAGGAUCAGAAAUGUAACAGAGCACCUGCUCGCGGCCGCUUUCCGUGCCGACAACGCAACGGCAUGGUUCCGGUUCAGCGAGACCUGGUCCUGUAGUGACCUGACCCCGAGUGAACCAAUCACUUUCUCGGCCGUUGGAAACAGCUCGGUAGCCCUCGACUGCAAUGCUGAGAAAAGCAAGACGACGACCUGCCGACCUACAAAGCCCGUGCUCGUCAAAGCGACUCUCUCGUCCCCCGUCAAGGUCACGCCCUCGUACGUCAGCGGGCCGACGGGGCACGACGCAGAAGGCUGCACCGCGCAGUCGGGAAAACCGGCCUGGGAGUCCGGCAACGCCUUCGUCAUCAUCAGGAACGACAACCUGGGAUACAUAGCCUCGUGCGGAGGGCCGCUCACCGCGGACAGCGGACCGCAAGCGUUGACCUGCACCGGCCAGGUCCCGCGCCGCCGCCCGGACAAGUACCAGAUCGAGACGGCGCUCUCGUUCGACCCGGACACGUUCGUGCUCGCCAUCAACCAGACCUGGUACUGCGACGACCAGGACCCGGCAGAGCCAUUCGCCAUUACCGGGUACGGAACGACCGCGCUGGACCUGCAAUGCCAGGUCUUCGACGGGACGGGCGAGGGCAACACGACCACAUUUUGCACGGGCGUGACGGACGGCACGUUCGCUGGGGAGGCGACGGGGCGGCCCGCGGCGCUGCCUCCUUACUCGCUGCGCGACCCGCUCCCGACGGCCGAGGGGUGCACGGUCUCGUCGGUCGUGGCGCCGGGAUGGUGGCUCAACGACUUCGUGACCAACACGACGAGGGCGCGCAACGACACGGUGACGGCCCGGUUCGGCCUGGAGCGGCGGGGCGGAGUCGGCGCCGCCGCGCCGGCCGGCAGCUUCUCCAUCGUCGCGGCCGACGGCGUCCGCUAUUAUUACUCGUCGGCGGCCGACGGCUCCGUCGACGCGCUGCUGCCGUGGAACGAGUGCGUGCUCGAGUCGGUCGCCAACGCCGCGCUCGCGCCCACCGGCUGUGAGUUCCGCUACCGGAUGGCUACCCGCUUCCUCGCUCUCAAGGUGCAGUGGACAUGCAACGAUCUGGACGCCGAGAACCCUAUCGCCUUCAGCGGAGAGCUGGAAACCCGCGUGCCCGAGUUUACCUGCGUCACGUCUGGAAACGACAUACGCUGCGCUUCUCCGAACCCGAACCCCUGGGACGCCAAUGUCACCUCCGUCGCAUGGGAGCCUUAA